AUGUUGUUGUUGUUAGUUAAUGUAUUGUUAACGAUAGUUACAAUGACUACAGCCACCCCAGUUCCUGCCAAUUUAAGCCUACGACCAACAAUAUCUUCUGGAACUCAGGCAAGUAGAACUUAUUCAACAUUAAUACCCUCAUAUACUCCACUUGCACCAAUUUUAAAGAAGAGGACUAUAAAAGAACCUGAUCGGAUUGCAUUUAAUAAUGAGAAUGAUAUCCGGUUGAAUAAAGUAAAGAAUAGCGGUACCGCAAAAAUAUGGAAAGGGUUGAAGAAUGCUGAUGAUAAUGUAAAGAAUGAAGAUUAUGAAUUUUAUGCCCAUCAAUUGGGAUAG
This is a messenger RNA of Hemisphaericaspora subhashii, 336 nucleotides long. RefSeq lists its product as uncharacterized. NCBI's taxonomy places the organism in Eukaryota, Fungi, Ascomycota, Pichiomycetes, Serinales, Debaryomycetaceae. The coding region runs from base 1 to 336 and encodes 111 amino acids. The record is from RefSeq and is a predicted model, not a curated record. The transcript has a single exon.